UACUGCUAAAACCAUACAGUGCAAGAACCGUUGAGGGCGAGACAUGUUAAAAUUUAAUCUGAACCAGAAUCACAAACAUCAAGAUUCCUUUCGAUUCCCAUCUCUGAUCACCACAUUCGCGAGAAACUGCAGCACCACGGACAAUUCCACACCCGCCCCGCCCUCAGGGAAAGAUUGACAUCUGGGUAUCCGAUAUCUCACCAAGCGGCACCAGCUACAUCCAAUCAACUGAGGAUCUGGGACUUGCAGUCGUUGCCCGUGGAUACAACAGGGGGAGCUUCAAAGCUGUUGUUUACAGUUGAGCGGCAGUCUGACUGGAGGACUCUGACUGGACAGAGGCAUCGGCGAAUUUUCUUGCAGAUGGGCUAAAAGCGAACCAUCUGGGAAGCGCGUGGACAGUAGUUAUCACCAUCGCACCUAAAGAAUAUAGCAAUCUCCACAUUAUCUUGUAGAUGCUGACCGGUCGCUGAUAGAAUCACUGACUGGUGCGCAUCUUGUCUGGGUUGCUAUAGGACAAAAGCAGGAUCUUAUAUUUCUCCUCUUACAACUGACAAGCUUUUUGUCGGACAAAACGCACGGGGCGAGAUGGAUAACGAAAAGUACUUGCCAGAACUGAUGGCGGAGAAGGAUUCUCUGGACCCGUCCUUCCAGCACUCAUUGCGGCUUCUUGAUCAAGAAAUCGAAAAGGUUCAGAAAGAUGAAGACAAAGAGGAUGAGAAGUUCAUUGAUGUUGUCAUCAACAAGAACAUGAAACUGGGACAGAAGGUUUUGAUCCCUGUAAAACAAUUUCCCAAAUUCAAUUUUGUGGGUAAACUCCUGGGCCCUCGAGGGAACUCAUUAAAGAGACUGCAGGAGGACACGCUGACCAAGAUGUCCAUCCUCGGCAAGGGAUCCAUGAGAGACAAAGAAAAGGAAGAAGAACUGCGAAAGAGCGGAGAGACAAAGUAUCACCACCUCAACGAAGAUCUUCAUGUGCUGAUCGAGGUGUUCGCACCGCCCGCUGAAGCAUAUGCAAGAAUGGGUCACGCUCUAGAGGAGAUCAAAAAAUUUCUUAUUCCUGACUAUAACGAUGAGAUCAGACAGGCUCAGCUACAGGAGCUGACGUAUCUGAACGGCGGCUCGGAGGACGCCAAAGUCCCAGCAGCCAGAGGCAAGAGCAGCACACGAAGCAGAGGAACUUCAGUGCCGGGAUCACACAGGUGUAGAGGAGGCGUUCCUCCUCCUCAGGCUGCAGUCCCGCGGGGGGUGGCGCCCAGAGGAGCUCCGCCCAGCAGGGUUCCGUCCAGCAGAGUAAGGGGUGUUCCCUCACAGAGAGCACGAGGAGCUCCGCCCCCACCCGGGUACAGACCUCCCCCUCCAGUGGUGCAGGAUACCUAUGGCGAAUAUGAAUACGAUGAUGGAUAUGGAACAGCCUAUGAUGACCAGGGAUAUGACUCAUAUGACAACAACUACAACAAUCAGGCACCGAAUUCAGAUGAUUAUUAUGAAUACAGCCAUGGUAUCAGCGGAGAAUCAUAUGACUCUUACGGCCCGGAGGAAUGGACAAACAACCGUAACAAGGCGCCACCAGCAAGGACAAGCAAAGGAGUGUACAGAGAGCAGCCGUAUUCCCGGUUCUGACCUGCUACAAUCCUUCAUGUGCCCUCCCAAGUAAUGGAUUUUCUAUGGACUCUAUUUCCUUUUUUGCAAAUAAAAUCAACCAAAAUGACAAAAAUAGCUGAUGGGUAAAAUGUUGUUUCUAUGGAACUGAUUCUGGACGACCCCCACAAACGGAACAUUACGGAUCACUGGAUUAUGUAGUUUAAAUUGGAGAACCAAUCAGAAUUCAAAAAGACCUACUUAUGGCGGGGGGAGGCGGGCACUAGCGGUUAGGGGCGGAGUUAUAUGAGGAGUGCGAUUUACGAUGUACGUUUAGAUUUAGCAGGUCAGUUUUUGUAGAUACUUUUUUUUUUGAUGGGUGAUCAGCUUCAACGUGUCCCUUGUAAAUCUUACCUUUAACUAGAGGGAAAAAAAGUAAAAGAAAAUCUCAAAAAGUGCAAAUGUUGUUUUCCUUCCUCCUUUCUCUUUUCUAAAUGGAAAGUUCUUCAGUGUUAAAGGGCUUAUAGGAGCAUGUCGUGAAAAAAAAUUAAAAUAAUAAUAACUAUGUGCAGUUUCAGUUGCAAUGAGAAAAGCCUGCGUAGUUCUGUCUGGUUUUUGUGUUGAGCGUUUAAACCCUUUAAUGAGCUCUGUGGUAAUAGGUGUUUUCUUCUAGUGAGCGAUCUACUUUUAGACCUUCUGAAGAGCGUCUGAAUUGACAGUUUUGUGCAAUUAAUCCAAAUGACUAAAAUUCCCAAUUCAAUUUCAUAAUUUCAGUUGAAAUAUGAGAGUUCCUGCACACUUUACUGUGCAAUUUUAAUGCAUUAUAGCCCAUUUAGGCCUUUAUACGGCUCUAAUGUUGGCUUUCAAUUAGUAUUUUAUUUAGCGCGGAUGGGUUAAAAAUAGUGACAAAGCAUUAAAAAAACAAGAAAAGACUAAACCGAAGCAUUUCUUGUGCAAUUCAGCAGUUUUUGGCACAUUAUGUAUCCUUGAAAACGUGUUGAAAUGCAUUUUAAGUGCACAGCAAAGAGCUAUGGACAUUUCUAAACCAAAUAUUGUUGGCUAAAGAUUAACUAGUAUUGUUUUAUAAAACUAUUAAAAGCCUAAUCAAAUGUAUGCUGAAGUUUAAAAAGUAAUAGUUAUGAAAAUGAUUGUGGUACUGGUGGUGGCAGUUAAAUACAUUUCUGUUAAGAGCUAUAAUCUUUGUAAGCUUGUGUAAGCCCUUUAAUUCUCGUCUCAGUUGAUUAUAAAAUAAAACUUUUGAAAGAAAAAAUAUUGUUGUGUUUGAGAGCACAUUUUGUCCUUGUUUACUUUGGUAAAACUUCAUAAUCUAAACUAACAUCUGCUGUGUAUUAUCAUCAAAAGUGUACUGUACAGUAUCUUAUGAUAAGAAAAUAAAAUGAAAAAAAAAAAUCCUUUAAGCUCACAUAAAAGUGAAAAUAAACCAAAAAGUAUAUUUAUCCCCUCUGAUUUUCUAGUAUUUCUUUCAAAAAUGUAAUUAUUUUGACAGUAGAAUUCAAUUUAAUUGCAGCCGGCACAAUUUUAAAUGUAUUUGUAAUAUAUCGUACCCAGCAACUUGAAAUAAAUUUGCAAUUAUAAACUUACCUUAUUAUCUGU
Carassius carassius (crucian carp) is the source of this 3192-nucleotide messenger RNA. RefSeq names its product KH domain-containing, RNA-binding, signal transduction-associated protein 3-like. The record is from RefSeq and is a predicted model, not a curated record. NCBI's taxonomy places the organism in Eukaryota, Metazoa, Chordata, Actinopteri, Cypriniformes, Cyprinidae. The transcript has 9 exons. Gene Ontology annotation, molecular function: mRNA binding. The coding region runs from base 586 to 1620 and encodes 344 amino acids. Gene Ontology annotation, cellular component: nucleus. Gene Ontology annotation, biological process: regulation of alternative mRNA splicing, via spliceosome.